Molecule: messenger RNA, 798 nt
Organism: Plenodomus lingam JN3
Lineage: Eukaryota; Fungi; Ascomycota; Dothideomycetes; Pleosporales; Leptosphaeriaceae
Biological process (GO): calcium-mediated signaling
Cellular component (GO): nucleus; cytoplasm
Molecular function (GO): nucleic acid binding; calcium-dependent protein serine/threonine phosphatase regulator activity
Source: RefSeq, a predicted model, not a curated record
AUGAACAUGCAGGCCACUCUACCGUCUCCGCAGCGGUCGCGAGCCUCAUCGCGCUCCAAAUCGCCACUAUCUAUCGACCUUUCAGACCUGCCACCACUGGUCGAGCCAUCGCCACCUUCAAACACUCUGAUCAUUACCAACCUUCUUGCCCCCGAGAUCUUCCAGUUCUCAACACUCACCGAGAUCCGCGAGACAAUAGACCAACAUGCAAAAGUCCACACUUGGGCUCCUCUCAAGUCCUUCCGCCGUAUCGUAGUAUCUUUCUUCGACGUCGACUCUGCGAUCCAAGUCCGCCAAGCACUAGAUGGCGAGCAACUUAUGGGCUACCGCAUUCGGGUGUACUUUGGAAUGAACACGCCACUGAACCCCACCGACCAGCACCUUGCGCUUCCACAAUCCGACCGACUCUUUUUUAUCUCGCCACCACCAUCGCCCCCCAUGGGCUGGGAAAUGAAGCAGGAAGAUGCGCCGAACAAGCUUGUCCAUGCUGAGGAUCUUGCAGCAGCACUGGCACGCCUACAUGCGACACCAAAGGACGACCCAUCGUCGCCUACUUUCGACCACAGCGGCCCCUCAAUCACUAGACGGCGCACUGGAAGCACAACAGUUGUGUACCACCCAGAAGACCAUGGCGACUCACCGAAUCUCCCCGCUAUAUCAGUCGAGGACACGACUGAGACACCUGAGCCCCUGACGCCUAUCGACGCAAUGGAGGGCGUUGAAGGACCUAUUGCGUCUCAAAAGGCACAGGGUAAGACCGUCAGCACAUCGCGGCCUCCGAUUGAGUUCAUGGAGUAG